UACUCUCUUUUGUAAAAUAUCAGGUUGGUCAUCCAUUGCGUUAAUUUGCCCCGAUUAAUUUAUGACGACGCAAAAGUUUGCGAGAGAAUAAUGGUGAUGUAAAAUCGACCUGAGAUGCUAAGCAGACUAAUACAUUUUGUGAAGCGACCUGAAACAGAGGUAAUAUGAAGAUGGCAAACAAGCUGAGUAACUGUUAUGCAAAAUUGAUGAGCAGUGACAAUUUUCCUUACCUGCUUGCUUGUUUUGAACCUCACGGAAACAUUUCCGUGAGAUCAGUGAGCAGCACAAAGCUAUUAAGAAAGCUGGAUAUAGACCCCAACCGAUCUAUUAUCAGUGAAAUGAUUUGGGUUGAAUUGGUUACUUCAAGUGGUGUUGGUCAAGACUGUCCGCUUUUCCCAUUUUUAGUUGACUUUGUCAUGGAGAUGACACUUUCAUCCGAAUUUGAAGGGUUCAUCUUCCACUAGGAUAUCCAC
Schistosoma intercalatum is the source of this 473-nucleotide messenger RNA. The record is from the annotation of a GenBank genome assembly. Lineage: Eukaryota; Metazoa; Platyhelminthes; Trematoda; Strigeidida; Schistosomatidae.